UUAAUUUUUGAGGUUAUAAUUUCAAAUCACAUUUAAAUUUGCAUGUACUUGGCUCUGUUUGUUUUCAUAUUAAGUUGCAAUCAUUAAAAUAUUAUGUUGUAGUAUUCGUUAGUUAUUUUAAUUUAACAAUAAUAAAUUACACUAAUUGCUAACACGUAUUAAUCUUACAUUCGGGAACAACGAUGGCUUUACCAAAAAAAAGGAAACAGUCGAAGAGGUUGUUAUGUCGUACCAAAUACAAGGUAGCAAAAAAAGUACGCGAGCACAAUCGAAAAAAGAGGCGAGAGGAAAAGAAAAAUCCAAAAAAGAAAACAAAAAAUAGUAUGAUUAUUGCUCCAAAUAUGUGUCCAUUCAAAGAAGAAAUAAUUGAGCAACUUAAUGAAACAAAAAGAAAAGAAAGAGAAAUAAGAAUGGCGAAUUUUGCUGCCAUGGACAGUAUACCACAAAAUGAAAAGAAGAAAACAUCAGCUUUACCAUUUAGGCAAAAGUGGCUCGAGAAAGAAACUAGAGAAGAUAGAUAUGCUAAUAAAGAUUACAAUAGAAUAAUUUCAAUGUGUGAUGUAGUUUUAGAAGUACUAGACAUUAGGGAUCCAUUAGCAACUCGCUCAAAAGAAAUUGAAGAAUGCUUUGCAGAAAAUCCCGAUAAAAAACGAAUUAUUUUGUUAAACAAAAUUGAUUUAGUUCCAAAAUCAGUGGUAUCCGGUUGGGUAGAUUAUUUUAGUAAAAUAGCCCCAACGAUUCCAUUCAGAGCUAGUCGAGAAGUAAGAAAUACACCCAAGACCAGCGCUAAAGAUCCAAAUUUCUUAGCCAGAAUCAAAAAGAAAGAAGCUAAUAAAUGUUUUGGAGAAACCAUUGUUUGGAACUAUUUACUUAACGCUGUCAACGCGCCAAUCUUGGGGAUAACAGUGGGAGUUGUUGGCAUGCCUAAAGUAGGAAAGUCUUGUGUUGUAGAUACUCUCAAGUGGAAAUAUACCAGUGGCGAUGAGCCUGUGCCCUCAAAAAAAACUCAGGAAGUAGGCGUGUAUCCAUUCAGUGAUGCCAAAAUUGAGCUACUUCCCUGGAGUUGUAUUGGUGCAAAAACAGUGUUGGAUAAACCUGGCGAUGGCCGUUUAUUAUUGAAACAUGCUUUGGAUGUUGAGUUACAAAAUGUAGUACCUACCAAAAUAUGCGCUCUUAUACUGCCAUACAUAAAUAAAAAUCAGUUGAAAUUAAUGUAUGAUAUAAACGUGGAAAAUACUCAAGAUUAUACUGAGGUACUUAAAGUCAAGGCAAAACGAAAUAGUUUAAUUAAUAGACAUGGUAAACCUGAUCAACAGAAUGCUGCUAAAACUUUCAUGAAAGAUCUUAAAGAUGGAAAACUACUCUGUUACACAAGAGCACCAGCCAGUGAUCCAAUAGGAACACUGAUGUCACCAGACCAAGAAACAAAGGUUAAAAUUGAAGGCAUGUAUGCAAGGAUUAACAAAGAGCUUUCCCACUGUAGAGAUAGACCACGAACAAUUUUUUUUGAUAUGACAGACUCGUGUUGAUAUUUUAUUACAUGCAAUUAUAUUAUUUGUUUAAAGAUGAA
This is a messenger RNA of Adelges cooleyi (spruce gall adelgid), 1570 nucleotides long. RefSeq names its product guanine nucleotide-binding protein-like 3 homolog. The record is from RefSeq and is a predicted model, not a curated record. Gene Ontology annotation, cellular component: nucleolus. The transcript is spliced from 7 exons. The coding region runs from base 183 to 1529 and encodes 448 amino acids. Lineage: Eukaryota; Metazoa; Arthropoda; Insecta; Hemiptera; Adelgidae.